This is a messenger RNA of Vidua macroura (Pin-tailed whydah), 2849 nucleotides long. It is a transcript of the gene HHATL, whose product is annotated as hedgehog acyltransferase like. Gene Ontology annotation, biological process: negative regulation of N-terminal protein palmitoylation. The record is from RefSeq and is a predicted model, not a curated record. The transcript has 12 exons. Gene Ontology annotation, cellular component: endoplasmic reticulum. Gene Ontology annotation, molecular function: acyltransferase activity. Lineage: Eukaryota; Metazoa; Chordata; Aves; Passeriformes; Viduidae. The coding region runs from base 215 to 1729 and encodes 504 amino acids.
CCCCCCCCGCCGCCCCAAGCCGGCCUCAGAGAUGCUGUAGGGCAAAUCAGCGGCCCCCAAAGCCUCGGCACUUGCCCCCUCUCCCUCGUCCCCCUCCUGCCCCCAUCGCGCUGCCGGACGCUGGAUCCCCGACCCUCGCCCGCCUCCCCCCGCGGCCCCGGGGCUCAAGGUGUGGAUCCCUCCCCCGUGCCGGCCGGGGCUGUGACCUCCCACCAUGGGGGUUAAGGCGAUGCUCCCCAGCUACGAGCUGGGUUUUUAUGCCCUCGUGGUGACCUGUGCCGUGCUCUACAGCGGCAGCGGCAUCUUGGAGGCAUCCAGAGACAGCAUGAACAGAAAGGCCUUUCGGGAUGGCAUAAAGCCAGGCUGGCACUACUUUGGCAGGAAGAUGGAUGUGGCUGAUUUUGAGUGGGUGAUGUGGUUCACCUCGUUCAGGAACGUCAUCAUCUUCGCCCUCUCAGGACACGUCCUCUUCGGCAAGAUCUGCUCCAUGACUGUGCCACAGCACCGGGCUGUGAUGUACAUGAUCUACGGGGUCCUGGCUGUGCUGGGCAGCAUGGGGCUGGUCUACCUGAUGAUCAUCCUCUCCCACUGCCUGCUCCUCUACUCGGUGGCCCUGGCCAAGCAGAAGUGGCUCUGCUACGUGGCCGGGCUCUGCUGCCUCGCCUCCUUCAAGGUGGAGCCCUUUGGCUCGUGGCAGAGCGGGUUUGUGACGGGAGCUUUUGAUCUCCAAGACGUCCUUUUCUACGGAGGAUGCACCUUCACCAUCAUGCGCUGCAUGAGCUUUGCCCUCGAGAGCUCCGAGAAGGAAGAGGGCAUCUACUCCAUCUUCGACCUCCUCAAGUACAACUUCUACCUCCCAUUCUUCUUCUUCGGGCCUGUCAUGACGUUUGACCAGUUCCACGCCCAGGUGAGCACGCGAGAGCUGAGGCGCAAGGACGACGAGAUGAAGAGCAUCCGUGUCAAUGCCCUGCUCCACGUGGGGGCCAUCGUGGCUGUGGACAUCUUCUUCCACUUCUUCUACAUCCUCACCCUCCCUUCUGACCUGAAGUUCGUGAACCGCCUCUCGGACUGGUCCUUGGCUGGCCUGGCCUACUCCAAUCUGGUCUAUGACUGGGUGAAGGCUGCUGUCAUGUUUGGGGUCAUCAACACCAUCGCCAGACUGGACCACCUGGACCCACCCCAGCCCCCAAAAUGCAUCACCAUGCUCUACAUCUUUGCCGAAACGCAUUUUGACAGAGGGAUUAAUGACUGGCUGUGCAAGUACGUGUAUGACCACAUUGGAGAGAACCACGACAACAUCCUGAAGGAGCUGGUGGCCAGCAUCAGCACCUUUGCCAUCACCACGCUGUGGCUGGGGCCCUGCCAGGUCGUUUACAUCUGGUCCCUCGUCAACUGCUUCGGCCUCAACUUCGAGCUCUGGGUGCAGAAGUUCUUCCAGCUGGGGCCCUUUGCCAAGCUGGAGGCCAAGCUGUCAGGGGCCAUGUCUCGGCGGAUCAGGGCAGCUUUUGGGGCGGUGAACUUCUGGGCCAUCGUCCUCUACAACAUCCUGGCCCUCAACAGCCUGGAGUUUGCACUGCUGGUGACCAAGAGACUCCUCGUGAUGGGUUUCCCUGUGAGCACCUUGUCCAUCUGGUUCAUCACGUACUGCGGCGUGCAGCUGAUCAAGGAGCGCGAGCGCGUCCUGGCCGUCCGGGAGGAGGAGAAGGGUGACAAGGCAAAGGUGGAGUAGGGGAGGCACCGCAGGCUUGUCCUGAAGCCUCGUCUCCCUUCCAGCCACUGCUGCCAGGCCAGCCACUGGCCAGGGCUCUCCAAGCCCUCCUGACCAUCGGACUGCUGUAGCUCAUCCACGUAGAAGUCACCUGGAAGGCACAGGUCACCCCCUUGCUGCAGGAAAGAUUUUUCCAUCGGGCACAGCGGGCGUUUCGCAGUCUCCCCAGGCGUGGCAGGAUGCUGAGGCAGCUCCCAGGACAUUUCUUCCACGCCAGAGCCAUCCCCGUUGUUUUUCUGACCCUCUGACAGCGUGCAGGCCCAGAGAUUUCACUCCCUGCUUGGUGCACCAGCGCUGGGCUCCCCCUCAGCCCAUGCCUCCCACAGGAGUCUCUCCAGGCCCCAUGGCUGGAGGUUUCGGGAGACUCUCCAGGCCCCAUGGCUGGAGGUUUUGGGAGACUCUCCAGGCCCCAUGGUUGGAGGUUUUAGGGCCCUGCACUGCUGGAUCCAAGACUGAGGUGGCCACCACGACCACCCUGCUGCGACACGUGUCCUGAGACUCAAGCCAAACCCCACCUCAGUUUUUUUUUACAUGCCGUGGACAAAGGUCUAAGCUCACAUUCCUGCCCAUGGCUGAGGGACAGAACGUGCUCUGGCCACCCCUUGCUCAUCUCCAGCCACCCUUCCCUUUCCUCAGCUGCCUUUGGAGUGCACAGCCCACAGCUGUAGGGAUGAGUGAGCACACGGCUGAAUGCAAUCAAGGGAGGAAAACCCCAGGUGAAGGGCAGGGAUCAGGGCUGGGGGGUGGAGGGAAAGCCCAUGGGAGACUCCUCGGAGAAUUAGACUUUGGGAGUGUGUGAAACACGGUGCCUUGGGGGAAAGGUGGGUUUGUGACACAGAAAUAGCUCUGUCUCUCUUGCACUUUAGAGUAACUCUCAGUGGCCUUAUCUCUGAUUUGUGUGGCUGUCUGGGGGCAGGAUCCACACCACACCCCUCUGCAACAGGGGUUGAGACGCUUGGUGCAUCCCUGUGGGUGAAGCAGGAAUGGGUUCCUAGCCAGCUUUCAGCUCUGCCAAAGUAAUUUGUGAAGUCCCUGGUAAAUGUCUCUUAUUUAUGUAGCCAAUAAAUGUUGGAUAACUCUG